UCUCGCUCUCUAUUCAAGAUCCGAACAUCUCUCGGUCCAAGCUUCCUCUCCAUCACUCACUUCUUCCUCUGCAGUUUGAGCUGAAACCAGGGUAACCCAAAACAUGUCACUGUCACCAGAUUAUGAAAACAAACUGAUUGAUUCGAACCAAAUGAGCUCUACUCACCAUCGCCUGCAAAUCGGCCUCACCAGCCUCAGAAGCUGUGUUUCUUGGUUGUUCAUCACCAUUUUAGUCCUCUAUGUCCUCUACUCUUCCAAAUUUGUACUCAACACUGAUGGCCCCAACUGUUCCUUACCCUCAUCAUUGGACAUCUCCACCAAAGAAAAUCUAGAAACCAUCCCUCUUCUCAAGAACAUUUCAAUCACACCCACUGAUCAACAAAAAACUUCAAUACCCAUUAUUCCUCCGAAGUCCCUACGAUUUGAUACUGAUCUUAAACACAUUGUUUUUGGCAUCGCUGCGUCAUCGAAUCUGUGGGAGAAAAGAAAAGAGUACAUAAAGCUAUGGUGGAGGCCCGGGAAGACCAGAGGAGUAGUGUGGUUGGAUAAGAGAGUGAGUACCAGAAGAAAUGAAGGGUUGCCGGAGAUUAGAAUCUCCGGCGACACCUCCAAGUUCAAGUACACGAAUCGGCAGGGAAAGAGAUCGGCGUUGAGGAUUUCGAGGGUGGUCUCAGAGACUUUGAGGCUUGGAUUGAAGGAUGUGAGGUGGUUUGUGAUGGGUGAUGAUGAUACAGUUUUCAUAGUGGAAAAUGUGGUGAGAGUGCUUUCUAAGUAUGAUCAUAACCAGUUCUAUUACAUUGGGAGUUCUUCAGAGAGUCAUAUUCAGAAUAUACUUUUUUCAUAUUCGAUGGCUUAUGGUGGUGGUGGGUUUGCGAUUAGCUAUCCAUUGGCGAAGGAGUUGGAGAAGAUGCAGGAUCGGUGCAUUCAAAGGUAUCCUGGAUUGUAUGGAAGUGAUGAUAGAAUGCAAGCUUGCAUGGCGGAGCUGGGGGUUCCACUUACAAAAGAACCUGGUUUUCAUCAGUAUGAUGUGUAUGGGAACCUCUUAGGCCUUCUGGGAGCCCAUCCUGUAUUUCCACUGGUGUCACUCCAUCAUCUUGAUGUGGUGGAUCCGAUAUUCCAAGGCAUGACCAGAGUUCAAGGCCUCCGACGCCUAUUUGAAUCCAUCAAGCUCGACUCAGCUAGUAUAAUUCAGCAAUCCAUCUGUUACGACAAGAAGAGGGACUGGUCCAUUUCUGUUUCUUGGGGCUAUGUUGUCCAAAUCAUAAGGGGAGUGAUCUCUCCCAGAGAGCUAGAGAUGCCCACAAGAACCUUUCUUAAUUGGUACAAAAGAGCAGAUUACACAGCAUAUGCAUUCAACACUAGACCUGUGAGCAGACAACCAUGUCAGAAGCCCUUCAUUUUCUACAUGACCUCAUCUAAGUAUGAUCAAGGUAGGAAGCAGGUAUUCGGGGUUUACUCUCUCCAUAGAGACCGAUACCCUUAUUGUCGGUGGAAAUCAGACUCACCUGAAAAGAUCAAUUCCAUUGUUGUCUUGAAGAGGCCAGAUGGUCUCCGUUGGCAGAAGUCACCAAGGAGGGAUUGUUGUAGAGUUUUGCCGUCACGCCAGAACUCAACUCUGUAUAUAUGGGUUGGAAAUUGCCGGGAAGGUGAAAUUAGUGAAUUGUAGAAGAACAGCUGAAGAUUUUUUCUUUUUGUUUUUUUUCAUUCAUAGAACUGUUUUCUUCCCCAUGUUUUUUUUUAAUUUGUGACUGUUAUAGUGUGACACAAGAAGAUGUAACAUUGAACCUUUUUAUCACAACUUGUUUUUGUAAUCAAC
Molecule: messenger RNA, 1816 nt
Organism: Ilex paraguariensis (yerba mate)
Lineage: Eukaryota; Viridiplantae; Streptophyta; Magnoliopsida; Aquifoliales; Aquifoliaceae
Source: the annotation of a GenBank genome assembly